UUUCAUUUGAGAUGUCCUUCAUGUUGAGGAUUUAUUCCUUGCUCAACUUUACAAGUUCAACAACAGAAUGUCUUUUGCUGCUUAUAUAAUAAACGCCAAACUAAGUUAGAUAGUCCUUUUACCGUUACACUUUAACAUCUCUACUUAUAGGAUGAACGGCCAAACUUAAUUAGAUAGUCCAUUUUCCGUUAAACUUUAGCAGUUUAUCAAUAGGCAAACAUUUCAAUUAACAUCGUUCUUCACCGGCCUCUUCGCUCGCAUACACCUUUUCAAUAUACCUCAGUGGUUAUCAAACCGCCUUGUCCGCACAUGAAGAUUGUUACAUUUUAUUUCAAGAGAAAGAAUUGGACCUGUUUCAACCAUCUUUCCAUCAUUGUCUGCACGCUAGAGUGAAAAGAAACUACCUUGGGGAAAUGGCGUAGGUUCACUGCUAUUCAACCUUAUUUGGAUGUGCUGCUAAUGAACAAUUUGAGGAUUUGAAAAGAUGGGCUUCUAAUUGCUACGUAUUUAUGAACAAAAAAACAUGAUUCACGCCUACAAAGUGUUCGGCAUUACGAAACAAUUGUCGCCACUCACCUCACAUUUUACAGAGUAUUCAGUAUCAUUAUGGUUGUUAUGAUUCGAGGAUUGAUUCUCUAUGCAUUGGGCACAAUUCGCACGAAGUGCGUACACUGCUAGUUAAAAUAAUAAUUCAAAUUACGUUCCAACUCGGCUCAAGCCUGCCACAUGGGCUUCCCGCUCUGAUUCGGACCACAACCGUGUCGCCGCCGUCAGGCUUCACAUUUUCAUAUUCUGGACGGUCGACUGAAGUAUUCAUUCAAAGCAAUGAACCCAAUUCAAAGACUUUGUUUCGCUAUUUUCAGAAAACCUCUGCUAAACCCGGCUGCCUCUACUUGUGCGGCUGUCCGCCGUCUCUCCAGAAAGACCGGUGACGACGAGUGGAACGUCGCGUGGGAAACCGCAUGGCUGCCGGAGGAUCUAUCGGGGAAGAAUCGAGCUCCUUGGGAGACUGACGUUAACUUCUCUCUUCCGGAUGACACCUCGAACUCUUCUCAUACUCCUCUUCCGUCGGAAGUUGACGGAGAAACCAGGGCAUUCGUGGAGGAGAUGAACGACAAUUGGGAUCAAAGAAAGGGGAAAAGUCCGAAAAAAAACUCAGACGGUGAUGAUAUUGCCAAGAAAAAUGAAAAUGAGAGGUCUAUUUAUAGUUUAGAGAAUAUGAGGAAGGAUUAUAGGGUCAAGAAACAGAGAAUACAUGCAGGAUUGUGGGUGAAGGAGAUUGAGAAGAUGGAGGAAGCGAAGCUUGGAGAUGGCGGCAAUGCUGAUGAUAUCGAAAAGUUGCUGGAUAGCGCCUCCGAGAUUUUUGACUCUGCAAAUGAUGACUUCAAAAACAAUUUACACGUUUCAAGUUCUGAUAUAAAAGACAAGCCGGAUGGAUGGGAAACAACAUCAAAGAGUGUAGAUGGGAACAUCUGGGACAUGUCACAAAGAGAAGAAGAUCUUUUGCUUCAAGAGUUUGAGCGUCGAAUUGCAUUCAACAAGUUCCAGAUAGGGAGCUUUCUAAAGACACACAUAUUCAGUAGAAGGAGACCAAUAGAUGGGUGGAAGUACAUGAUAGAGGAGAUAGGACCAAAUGCAAGGAAAGGAGGGAAAGGAAGUGUUACCAGGUUACCCACUUUAGCUGAUGCAUCCACUCAGCCCUUUCAUCAAGAGGGCACACCAACUCCACAUCAUGCUCAAAGAAGAACAAGGACAGGAGGCAAGUAGCUCUUCUUCCAGAUCGGUCUCAUGUGGUGGGGGUUGUCUCUACAACAUCACAUUGUAUCCAAUCUCUACAUCGUCCAUCUGUGUGUAACAUAUUACAUUUGACUACUUGUGAUCAUAUAUUUAUUUGAUAUUUAUUUGAUAUUUUCUCUUUUUUUAUGUAGGGCUGGGGUUGCCUUUAAUUUGAAAUAGUGCAUGUAGUGUUUCAUCUUUUAUGAUC
Cuscuta epithymum is the source of this 1984-nucleotide messenger RNA. The record is from the annotation of a GenBank genome assembly. Lineage: Eukaryota; Viridiplantae; Streptophyta; Magnoliopsida; Solanales; Convolvulaceae.